Messenger RNA from Eubalaena glacialis (North Atlantic right whale), 1419 nucleotides. RefSeq names its product RUN domain containing 3B (gene RUNDC3B). The transcript has 12 exons. The coding region runs from base 1 to 1419 and encodes 472 amino acids. The record is from RefSeq and is a predicted model, not a curated record. Lineage: Eukaryota; Metazoa; Chordata; Mammalia; Artiodactyla; Balaenidae.
AUGGCCUCCCGGAGCCUGCGGGGCCUGGGCGGGAACCGCGGCGGGGGCGGCGGCGGCGGUAGGAAGAGCCUGAGCGCCCGCAACGCCGCGGUGGAGAGGAGGAACCUGAUCACGGUGUGCAGGUUUUCUGUGAAGACCCUGAUUGAUCGGUCCUGCUUUGAGACAAUUGAUGAUUCUUCUCCUGAAUUUAACAAUUUUGCCGCUAUUUUGGAACAGAUUCUAAGUCACCGGCUGAAAGAGAUUUCCCAAAGUUGCCGAUGGCUGGCUCAUCUCCAAAUACCUCUUCAAGGUCAAGUAACCUGGUUUGGUUAUGAAAGUCCUCGUAGCUUCUGGGACUAUAUCAAAGUGGCUUGCCGGAAAGUUUCACAGAACUGUAUCUGCAGCAUUGAAAAUAUGGAAAAUGUCAGUUCCUCUAGAGCUAAGGGUAGAGCCUGGAUCAGAGUAGCACUCAUGGAAAAACAUUUAUCUGAAUACAUCUCUACAGCUCUGAGAGACUUCAAAACAACCAGGAGAUUUUAUGAAGAUGGAGCAAUUGUCUUGGGUGAGGAAGCAAAUAUGCUUGCUGGCAUGCUGCUUGGACUCAAUGCUAUUGAUUUCAGCUUCUGCCUGAAGGGAGAAGGAUUAGAUGGCAACUUUCCUGCUGUAAUAGACUAUACACCAUAUUUGAAGUUUACCCAAAGUUCUGAUAGUAUCAGUAGUGAUGAGGAAGAGCUGAGGACUUUGGGAAGCAGUGGUAGUGAAAGCAGCACUCCAGAGAACGUCGGGCCUCCUUUCAUCAUGGAUGAGAAUAGCUGGUUCAACAAGUGUAAGAGAGUCAAACAAAAGUAUCAACUAACCCUGGAACAGAAGGGUUAUCUUGAAGAACUCUUACGACUUCGAGAGAACCAGCUGUCUGAAUCUGUCGCUCAGAAUAAAAUACUACUACAAAGGAUUGAAGAUUCUGAUCUGGCUCAUAAAUUGGAGAAGGAACAAUUAGAAUAUAUAAUUGUGGAGCUUCAAGAUCAGCUGACUGUGCUAAAGAAUAAUGAUUUAAGAUCAAGACAAGAGUUAACUGCCCACCUCACCAACCAGUGGCCUUCCCCAGGAGCUCUGGAUGUCAAUGCUGUUGCCUUGGAUACGUUGCUUUACCGAAAACACAAUAAACAGUGGUAUGAAAAAAGUUGUCAAAGUCUUGACCAGUUAUCAGCUGAAGUUAGCCUUUCUCAGACUUCACUGGAUCCAGGUCAGUCACAAGGAGAUGGAAAACAAGACACAUUAAAUUUAAUCAGUGAAGGUAAAGAAGAUACUCCCUCAUUACUUGGUCUCUGUGGGUCUCUGACAUCAGUGGCAAGUUACAAAUCUCUAACAAGCCUAAAAUCUAAUGACUACCUUGCAAGUCCUACAACAGAGAUGACAAGUCCAGGUCUAACUCCAUCCUGA